This is a messenger RNA of Moneuplotes crassus, 1170 nucleotides long. The record is from the annotation of a GenBank genome assembly. Lineage: Eukaryota; Ciliophora; Spirotrichea; Euplotida; Euplotidae.
UCCAUCUACAAUGGCUUCGGUAAUAGACAACUGGAAAAAGCUUAUGCAAGGGUCUUGUACCAGACAAUCAGUAUUAUACAGAAGGAACUGGUAGUGCAGCUUAACCGGAUAGGGACUGCCUUACCAGAGAAGGUUCAUGCAUCGCUCGCGUCGAGAUAAUUAUCAAACUUAAUGAACUUGAACAACAAAAGUACCUACCUCCGAAGUAUUCAAAAUGUUUGAAAGAAUUAUGUGAUUAUAUGAAUAUCGACAGGAUUAUUGACUACACUACUGUGAACCAAAGUUACGUAAGUUUCCUCUAAAAACACCUGCAGUCUCAAAUCAGCCCAGUCCGGAGCAACAGUAAUGGUGAACGAAAUUCCAAAACGAAAGACAUAAUGCUCGACUUGUCCUCACUCAGUUUUAAGAAAAAGAUAGGUAAUUCAAAGCAAGGCACCAGGAAGAUCCACAAAAUUGCCCAAAUCAAGAGCUCUAAAGAAUUCGCUACAGAAAGUCAGUUGAAAAAGGAAAUAUGUCUAGAAGUACUAAAUACCAAAUCUCUGAAGCCAAUAGUCGUGGAAAACUCCAGCAAUCCUUCAAAAUAAAGUGCGUAAAAUUAGUCGCAAAAUAAUAGCAAAGAGUCCUCUAGAGUUGACCAGAGAAGCUCUUGAUUAUCUCCUGCCUCGGCAAGAUAAGCUGCGAUCUAGUACAAGGAACUAUAAGUUUCAGACUAAUGACCCGAGAAUAAUAUUUAGGAGCAACAAAAGAUGAAAGGAAAUACAAGAUGAGUCCAGUAAAAUUCUAGAGAACAUAAAACUCAAAAACUCAGAAAUUUUGAAAAGACUUCGGACUACACUUGGCCACUAUGAUCUGAAUGGAGUUCUAGAGUCCAAAUAUGCCCCAGGAGAGAUUGAGCAUUACUCUGAAAAUGCGUAUAGCCAAAAGCGAGACAAGAAGACUAUGAAGAAUAGUAAAAAUGAAAUUCUUGUUCGAAGGUCUUUUAUGUAAAUUAUUCAGAAUUCCAGCUGAAGUGUUCAAAAAGUCUAGGGAUGUGUUUAAGGAGGGAUUCAGUGUCAGACAAUUUCUUUCUACUCUCUUGGCUAAAAUGAACAAGCCUAGUUGAUUUAGCAGGUUCGAAUAUCUUAUCAGCAUAUACAAAUUUUAGCUUCUAAUUCACUGCAGGAUUGAUCA